AUGGCUCAAGAUGACCACCCUGAAGAGAGGCCUGAGGGCUUUUCUAAAUACCUUAAGCGUAUGAAGACCGUCCUCCGUCCUCGGUCAAUGUCCAAACGACAAUCUAUAACUCCUGCGGUAGUCGCUCCGGCAGAAACUACCGCGCCAAAGGCAACAUCGCCACCAGCAACAGUAUCAGCACCAGUGUCGGCCCCAGCUCCAGCCCAAGAGCUGAGCCCAACAGGCCCAGUCAUGAUCACCAACUACAGUACCACCCAACAGGAAAAGGCGCGCACCCUCUUCGCCAAGUAUGGCCUGACUGUCAACACCCUCGACUGGAAGACACCCCCGGACCUCCAGCUAACCCGCGUAACGAAGCCAAUCCGCAUGCGAGUGCACCGUACCUGCCACCGCUGCGAGACAACCUUCGGCGCCGACAAAGUGUGCAUCAACUGCCAGCACACCCGCUGCACAAAGUGUCCCCGAUAUCCAGCUGCCCGCAACAAGGAUGGCGAAGCGUCAACCCGCAAGCUCAAGCUCCCAGAGACCUACGUCCACCAACCCCACCUAUUCCCCAGGACCUCGCACCUCAAGCUCAGCACCACCAAGGAAAUUUCGCUCAAGAUGCCGUCACCCACUGGCGGCCAGGAUUUCGUCCGUCGCCCGGUGCGCCAGCGCGUCCACCGCCACUGUCAUCUCUGCGCCUCGCCCUUUGCCCUCGGCUCCAAGGAAUGCCCAAGUUGCAGCCAUGUGCGCUGCAAGAUUUGCCCGCGGGACCCGGCUAAACUCGAUAAAUAUCCUGAUGGCUAUCCAGGGGAUGCUCAUCCGCCCAAGCCUAUACCCGAGCGCACGUUCAAGAAGCCUCGUCGCAGAGUCCAUUAUGAAUGUCAUGUCUGCGAGACUGGCUUCCAGGUUAAUUCAAAUACUUGUUUGAAAUGUGGUCAGGUGAAGUGUGCUGAAACUAAACGAAUUCCGCCUAAAAAGGUCAAACCAGAAAUAAGCCCUGAGGUUCUCAAGAGCAUGGAAGAGAAGCUAGCAGCCAUGGUGCUUGAACACACGCCAAACAUUGUUGAGGCGACGGCUUGA
This is a messenger RNA of Penicillium expansum, 1065 nucleotides long. RefSeq lists its product as uncharacterized. Bases 1 to 1065 code for a protein of 354 amino acids. Lineage: Eukaryota; Fungi; Ascomycota; Eurotiomycetes; Eurotiales; Aspergillaceae. The record is from RefSeq and is a predicted model, not a curated record. The transcript is spliced from 3 exons.